AUGUGUGUGGCCAACCUCAAUGUCUCGACGCAACCAUGCUCGCAUCGUUGGUACACUCUUGUGAAACCAUGCAGCAGCACAACAAACCUCUCAAACUGCCCUUCGAAACUCGCUCUUGAAGGCUGGGAGACCAGAUUGGAAUCUUGUCCUUGGUGUGAUGACUCAGCCUCCGACUCUGGCAUCCUCGACGACAGCACACAUCGCCUGUUUGGCGGUAGUGUAUCUCGCUCGCGAAGUGGAAGUCUAGGAACUUCUGGUACUAGCGCUAUGCCCAUUGCUGCCGAGAGACACAGACGUCAGAGCAGUGCGACCAACUCCACGACAUCGUUGUCAAAGGAGUCUAGCAGUCGUUUCACGCAGGAUGAAGAUGUCAUGGUAGAAGGGCUCGGCAGAGGCGAGAAGGCUCGCAUGAUGAACUGGCGCUUAGAUGUCUACCUGAUGGCGCAUCCCGAGCGUAAGCAAAGCAUCGUGCAGGAGAUUGAAGGUGUCGCACCCGAGUCUUCUGUACCUGAACCAAACGGACUAAGCAGGUCUGGAAGCAUCAGAAGAUCUGGCAGUAUGCUUGGCAGGAAGAUGAGAAAGGGUAUGCGCCUCAGCAAGACCAUCUUCAAGGGUUGA
Messenger RNA from Aureobasidium melanogenum CBS 110374, 618 nucleotides. RefSeq lists its product as uncharacterized. Bases 1 to 618 code for a protein of 205 amino acids. The record is from RefSeq and is a predicted model, not a curated record. Lineage: Eukaryota; Fungi; Ascomycota; Dothideomycetes; Dothideales; Saccotheciaceae. The transcript has a single exon.